AUGAAGUUCACCAACAUGGUUCUGGCCGCCAGCGCUGCUGGUAUGGCCGUUGCUUACCCCAGUGCUCGUGAGGUCGUUCCCGCCGGCCGCGAGAUCAACACCAGCAAGCGCAGCGUCGAGAAGCGCGCCAACGGCUUCACCUGGUUCGGUGUCAGCGAGUCUGGUGCUGAGUUUGGUUCCGCCAUCCCCGGCACUCUCGGCAAGGAUUACACUUGGCCCGUCGCCUCCAAGAUCCAGGUUCUCCGUGACGCUGGCAUGAACGUUUUCCGUGUCCCCUUCCUGAUGGAGCGCUUGGUGCCUGGCAGCUUGACUGGUUCCUUCGAUGCCACCUACCUGGCUGCUCUCAAGUCUACCGUCAACUCCAUCACCAAGAGCGGUGCCUACGCCGUCCUUGACCCCCACAACUAUGGCCGAUAUGGCGGCAGCGUCAUCACCUCCACCGCCGACUUCCAGGCCUGGUGGAAGAAGGUUGCUGGCGAGUUCAGCUCCAACGACAAGGUCAUCUUCGACACCAACAACGAGUACAACAACAUGGAUCAGACUCUCGUCCUGAACCUCAACCAGGCUGCCAUUGAUGGUAUCCGUGCCGCCGGUGCCACUUCCCAGUACAUCUUCGUCGAGGGUAACGCCUGGACUGGUGCCUGGUCCUGGACCGACACCAACGACAACAUGAAGAACCUGAAGGACCCUCAGGGCAAGAUCGUCUACGAGAUGCACCAGUACCUCGACGGUGACAAGUCCGGUACUUCCGAGUCCUGUGUCAGCGCCACCAUCGGUAGCGAGCGUCUCAAGUCCGCCACCGCCUGGCUCAAGGCCAACAACAAGAAGGGUUUCAUUGGCGAGUUCGCCGGUGGUGCCAACUCCGUCUGCGAGUCCGCCGUCGAAGACAUGCUCUCCUACAUGCAGGACAACUCCGAUGUCUGGACCGGUGCGUCCUGGUGGUCUGCCGGUCCCUGGUGGGGAUCCUACAUGUACUCCCUGGAGCCCACCGACGGCCCUGCCUAUGCCGCCUACCUCCCCAUCCUGAAGAAGUACUUCCCUAACGGCUCUGCUGCUGCCCCCGUUGGCAACUCCGGCUCUUCUCCUUCCACCACCACCAAGCCCGCCCCCGCUCAGCAGCCUGCCACCACCAAGGCCCCCGUCCAGAUCACCACCACUGCCCAGCCCGUCAGCAAGCCCAUCUCCACCGAGCCCGCCCAGGCUCCUGCCCCGGUUGCUACUUCCACCUUCACCACCAAGGCUGCCGGAACCACCAAGUCCGCCUGCACUGCCAAGCCCGUCGCCACUCAGCCCGCCUCGCCCUCCACCGGCGGUACCGUCGGUCGCUGGUCCCAGUGCGGUGGUAUGAACUGGACCGGUGCCACCGCUUGCGAGAGCCCCUACAAGUGCGUGGAGCAGAACCCCUACUACUCCCAGUGCCUGUAA
Penicillium oxalicum is the source of this 1425-nucleotide messenger RNA. It is a transcript of the gene egl3, whose product is annotated as putative extracellular endoglucanase/cellulase. Gene Ontology annotation, cellular component: extracellular region. The record is from RefSeq and is a predicted model, not a curated record. The coding region runs from base 1 to 1425 and encodes 474 amino acids. Gene Ontology annotation, molecular function: cellulose binding; hydrolase activity, hydrolyzing O-glycosyl compounds. Gene Ontology annotation, biological process: glucan catabolic process. NCBI's taxonomy places the organism in Eukaryota, Fungi, Ascomycota, Eurotiomycetes, Eurotiales, Aspergillaceae. The transcript has 5 exons.